Molecule: messenger RNA, 2904 nt
Organism: Anopheles nili
Lineage: Eukaryota; Metazoa; Arthropoda; Insecta; Diptera; Culicidae
Gene: Hsc70-3
Product: endoplasmic reticulum chaperone BiP
Exons: 2
Coding region: 150-2132 (660 amino acids)
Biological process (GO): protein refolding; cellular response to unfolded protein; endoplasmic reticulum unfolded protein response
Cellular component (GO): endoplasmic reticulum lumen; cytoplasm; endoplasmic reticulum chaperone complex
Molecular function (GO): ATP binding; ATP hydrolysis activity; heat shock protein binding
Source: RefSeq, a predicted model, not a curated record
GCAAUAGAGAAAAGACCAACGCGCAGUGUUCAGUAAAACUGAGAGCAUUUUGUGGCAGAAAGUAGUUGGGUGCAAAAGUCCCGUUCGUGAAUUUCGUGAUUUCUCUGUGAAUUGUAGGAUAUUCAAAAAUAAGCAUAAAAACGUACAACAUGAAGUUACUAACCCAAUCGACCCUGGUGGUCGUACUGGCCGUGUUGGCCUGUUCGGCGGAGGAAAAGAAAGAGAAGGACAAAGACAUCGGCACAGUGGUCGGUAUCGAUCUGGGCACGACGUACUCCUGCGUCGGUGUGUACAAAAACGGCCGUGUAGAAAUCAUCGCCAACGAUCAGGGUAACCGUAUUACGCCCUCCUACGUGGCAUUCACCGCCGACGGAGAACGUCUGAUCGGUGACGCGGCCAAGAACCAGUUGACGACGAAUCCCGAAAACACGGUGUUCGACGCAAAGCGACUGAUCGGUCGCGAGUUCACGGAUCACACCGUCCAGCACGACAUUAAGCUGCUGCCGUUCAAGGUGAUCGAAAAGAACUCGAAGCCCCACAUCAAGGUGUCCACUGGCCAGGGCGACAAGGUGUUCGCUCCGGAAGAAAUCUCCGCCAUGGUGCUGGGCAAGAUGAAGGAAACGGCCGAGGCGUAUCUGGGUAAGAAGGUGACACACGCCGUGGUCACGGUGCCGGCUUACUUCAACGAUGCCCAACGUCAAGCGACAAAGGAUGCCGGAACGAUCGCAGGAUUGGUGGUGAUGCGUAUCAUCAACGAACCGACAGCGGCGGCCAUUGCAUACGGUCUGGACAAGAAGGACGGCGAGAAGAACGUGCUGGUGUUCGAUCUGGGCGGUGGUACCUUCGACGUGUCGCUCCUUACCAUCGAUAACGGUGUGUUCGAGGUGGUGGCCACGAACGGAGACACCCAUCUGGGCGGUGAAGAUUUCGAUCAGCGCGUCAUGGAUCACUUCAUCAAGAUGUACAAGAAAAAGAAGGGCAAGGACAUCCGCAAAGAUAACCGCGCUGUGCAGAAGCUGCGUCGUGAGGUAGAAAAGGCGAAACGUGCCCUUUCCGCUAGCCACCAGGUUCGCAUCGAAAUCGAAUCGUUCUUCGAGGGUGACGACUUCAGCGAGACGCUGACCCGUGCCAAGUUCGAGGAGCUGAACAUGGAUCUCUUCCGCUCGACGAUGAAACCCGUACAGAAGGUGCUCGAGGAUGCCGAUAUGAACAAGAAGGACGUCGAUGAGAUCGUGCUGGUCGGUGGAUCGACUCGUAUCCCCAAGGUGCAGCAGCUGGUGAAGGAAUUCUUCAAUGGCAAGGAACCGUCCCGUGGUAUCAAUCCCGACGAGGCCGUCGCGUACGGUGCUGCCGUCCAGGCUGGUGUACUUUCCGGUGAACAGGAUACGGACGCGAUCGUGCUACUCGACGUUAACCCUCUGACCAUGGGUAUUGAAACUGUCGGUGGAGUGAUGACGAAGCUGAUUCCGCGCAACACCGUUAUCCCGACGAAGAAGUCCCAGAUCUUCUCGACCGCCUCGGACAACCAGCACACCGUGACGAUCCAGGUGUACGAGGGCGAGCGUCCCAUGACGAAGGACAACCACUUGCUCGGAAAGUUCGACCUGACCGGCAUCCCACCGGCACCGCGUGGUAUUCCGCAGAUCGAAGUAUCCUUCGAGAUCGACGCCAACGGUAUCCUGCAAGUGUCGGCCGAGGAUAAGGGCACGGGCAACCGUGAGAAGAUCGUCAUUACCAACGACCAGAACCGUCUGACGCCGGAUGACAUCGAUCGCAUGAUCAAGGAUGCGGAACGCUUUGCCGACGACGACAAGAAGCUGAAGGAGCGCGUGGAGGCACGUAACGAGCUCGAAAGCUACGCGUACAGCCUGAAGAACCAGCUCAGCUCGAAGGACAAGCUCGGUGCGAGCGUGUCGGACGACGACAAGGCGAAGAUGGAGGAGGCGAUCGACGAGAAGAUCAAGUGGUUGGACGAAAACCAGGACACUGAGGCGGAGGAGUACAAGAAGCAGAAGAAGGAGCUGGAGGACAUUGUGCAGCCGAUCAUUGCCAAGCUGUACGCCAGCAGUGGAGGAGCCCCACCACCAUCGGCCGGAGGCGAAGAGGACGAUGAGCUGAAGGAUGAGCUGUAAGUGGACGAGCGAUGAUGCACCACAACCAGCAAGAGGCGCCUUCCACAACGAUGCCUUUCGUGAGAAAAGCACGUCCAAUCGCCUUUCACUCAGUAGUCCGCUGAACCGGUGCGAAGAUCCUUAUCAUCGUAGCCGUCGGAGGGCUUUCUUCAUAGUAAUCGACCUCAUCAGCAACCAUUAUCAGCGUUAAAAAGAAAGGGGAGAUUAGGUUCGUUAUCAUUCCUUCUUCAUGCGCAGUGCGUCCGAAGGAGGGGCUGGAAAAUCCAUCGAUCGAAUCGGUCGCAUUUUCUUUCUCUCUUCUCGUUUUCACUCGAGAUAGAGGCACAGAAAAUACGACCGAUGCGAUACGGUCUUUGCGGAGGUUCAUCUUAUUUUCUAGAUGAGUGCUUCUCCCAAAGGCGCAAUUUUCCAGAUACACGAGGGAGAAUUACACGAUGUUCCACAGUAAACAAAACCGUCAAUCCAAAAGGAAAGGAGUAUGGUACGGCUUUGCGCUUGGGUUCGUAUGUUUGUUUAGUUUGUUCGCGGUGUAGAGAGAGAUGUAAAAAUAUUUUCAAACGUUUAUUUAUUGUGCAAAUAGCGGAAGCAAUGCUAGGUUCUAGGGAAUGUCGAAGAUGAGCUAGAAGAUAUUGGGAGUCCAACACAAAUGGUAGAGGAUCUCAGAGGUAGUUUUUGUUUUCCUUCUCUUCACUUUAACGGAAUUCGUUUCGAAAGUGUACGUAGAUUGUGCGCGCCUAAGCUAUAGAAGUUUGCCGGCGAUGUGCAUAAGAGA